GAUGACAUGCGUUUUGUGUCUCUAGUUAAGCGAACCCUGUUUUUCAUCAAGCCCUUCGAGGGAUCGAGUCGUUUUAUGUUGAUUUUGCUGAUGCAAGGUCAUGACUGAUUUGCAGUAAGAAUACACUAUGUUUUCAGUAGAGAUGUUGUAACAGUGCAAGUUUGGUGGAGUCUAGAGAAAGGGCAAGUCUUAGGUUAAUGCGAUGUCUGUUUAGUUUUUAAUAAGUGUUUUGUUCUUGGGCUGUUUGAUCAGAUCGCAGUUCUCUUUUGAAGAUGCUGUUCUUGGGGUAUUUACUGGGAUAUUGAUUCAAAUUCAAACAGCCACUGCCGUUUUCGUUUAUUGUUUUAUUUGAAUGUGCUUUGGUCUGGUUUUAUUGCAGCUCAUUUGCGGUACUGUAAUGUAGAGAUGUGUAUAUAGACUCGAACUAAACUGAUUACCGACGAUGCAUUAAAUUCAUUGUGAACAUUGUAACAGCGUUUCUCUGUGCGUGGAUUUCACAAUGACUCUUGUUAGGUAUAUAGCCGUGUAAGUAAAGAAAUAAAAAACAAAUGUUUUUGACUCUCUACGAGGUUAAAUGUAGUUUAAUCCUGUUGUCGGUUUCCAUGGGAACAGUUUGAUUGCUUGCAAUCCGUCAGCGCAACACAUCUUGGGCCUGCUCUAUAAUAGCGAUUAUUUCUGCAAAAGACAACAAAAGGUUUUAAUUGUACAUUAUAAAACGUACACAUUAUUAUUAUAACAGCGCUCAGUUUAUUUCCUAGGUCACUCAUGCUAAACUGCUGAAACAUCAAUACACGGCAUUUGAAGAUCUGUAUUGAAUGAGCUGCUGCUAGUUUGAACAGCUGGGCGUGUUCCUAGCUGACUACACGUGUGUUACCUGACAGGCUUAGCUUCAGAAUCCGCUGUCAGCAAGGCUCAGGUGUAUUAGCGAACAGUACUCACAGGGACAGUGACACAGCUCCGCCUGGCUGCUGUCGGACCUCCGGGAUUGCCAAUGACAACAGAUAACGAGUUCCCCGUGAAACCUCAGGACAAGAUGGGCCGCAAAGAAGGAGAGGACUGCCGGUCCUGGAAGAAAAUGACGGAUAACAUCCAGGAUACCUUUGAGUUCUUGGAGAGGCUGGGAUCGGGGGCGUUCUCGGAGGUCUUCCUGGUCAAGGAAAGGGAGACGGGGAUGCAUGUUGCUCUGAAAUGCAUAAAGAAAGUGCCGGACAUGCGCGACGCCAACCUGGAGAAUGAGAUCACAGUCCUCAGAAAAAUCAAACACGAGAACGUUGUGGCUCUGGAGGAUUUCUAUGAGAGCCAAACCCAUUACUACCUUGCCAUGCAGCUGGUGUCGGGAGGGGAGCUGUUUGACCGGAUCCUGGAACGCGGUGUUUACACGGAGAAGGACGCCAGCCUGGUGAUUCGGCAGGUCCUGGGCGCGGUCAGCUACCUGCACAGGAAUGGUGUUGUGCACCGGGACCUCAAGCCUGAGAACCUGCUCUACUACAGUCCGGACGAGAACUCCAAAAUCAUGAUCAGUGACUUCGGCCUGUCCAAGAUGGAGGACAACGGCAUCAUGUCCACAGCCUGCGGGACACCGGGAUACGUAGCCCCUGAGGUCCUGGCUCAGAAAGCCUACAGCAAGGCUGUUGACUGCUGGUCGAUUGGAGUCAUCACAUACAUCCUGCUGUGUGGAUACCCUCCCUUCUAUGAAGAGACGGAGUCGAGGCUGUUUUCCAGGAUCAUGGAGGCGCACUACGAGUUUGACUCCCCCUUCUGGGAUGACAUCUCGGAGUCGGCUAAGGAUUUUAUUCGCAACAUGAUGCACAAGAGCCCCGAGGAGCGCUACAGCUGUGAGAAAGCUCUGAGACACCCCUGGAUUUCCGGCAAGACGGCUCGUAGCCAAGACAUCUACUACUCCGUCAGCGUGAAUAUCCAGAAGAACUUCGCCAGGUUGAAGUGGAGACAAGCCUUCAAUGCUGCCACUGCAGUGAACCGCAUGAAGAAGCUACACCUGAACACGGUCACAGAGGGGAGCCAACAGGCCAGCACUCAGGUUCCUGUGAUCCGUGUCACUGAAGUUCCCCUGCAGGACUCUCCCAAGAGGAGCCUCAGUGCUGAGCAGAACCCGGGGAAGAAUGGCUACAUCGCUGUGCCGGCCAGCCAGUGCGAAAUAAAGAGCCACUACCUCCCCCUCCACAGCCACUGUGAGCGCCUUGAGAACGAGAGCUCACCUUCGGAUCCCAGCAACUUCGACAGAGCUGUCAUUAACCAAGCCAUGACCCCCAUGCUGAACAUCACAGUGAGGGGGCUGAAAGAUAACCGCGGCCAGCUUCAGACUGGAGUCUGCUCCAUCAUGUGACCUGCCGUGCAGCCGUGUGACUGUGGGGUGAGCAGUGCAGGUGUCUAAUCUAGGUUUUGGAGGAGCCACAACAGUUUACAAGCAGACAGAGCGAGCAGAGGCUGCUGUGUGUGAUUGAACUGGCGCUGGAGAAAGGGGAGGACAAACCCUCCUGCGUGUGUCUGUCGCCAGAGGAUUACUGAGUGCCUAGCUUAAAAACGACAUGCCAUUGUCUGAGAGAGUCGCACAGUGGAGUUUAGGAAGAGACGCUCUCUAACUAGCAGAGGCAUGGUAUAUUUUAUGACACUUUUUUUGUUCGCUAACUAUUGAAGCUCUAUAUUAGCAUUUCACUUGAUCAGACUGACUUUAAGAAAAAUGCGAAGUGUAAUAUAAUUUGAAUUCAUGUCACACUAAUUUUUCUUCCCAGCUGCCUCUGCAAAUGCUGCAGCUUGGUUAGUUCAAUAUAAAUCUGGAAAGUGCUUGACUUGUAACUACAAUAUUAAUGCAAGCGCAUGUCGUUUGAUUUUUGUCAGUAUUGUAUUUGAACUAUGUGUUGAAGUUACAUCGCACAUCAUUGUCAGUAUACUUAAAAAUUUUAAGUAUUUUCUAGGUAUUUUUAGGGGGUCCUAAAAAGGGGGGAGCAACUUAUACGCUGGUGUGACCUAUAGGCUUUUUCCUGAAAUUGUCUCAAAAAGGGGGUGACUUAUACACCGGUGAGACUUAUACACACUGUUUUUUUUACGGUAGCUAUAAAUGUUAUUAUGGUUGUCCUCAUGACCCACGCUGGAGUUCUGGUGGUAAUACCACUCGUCAUGGCUCGCUUUGUUUUCAGUUGGUCUGAGGUGGUCGGUGUGCUGGUUUUCAACUGGUCGUACUGGUUCGACAGACGGUGCGCUUGAAGAUGCGGGGUGUUUUUAAGGAUUCAGUAGUUUUAUGACAUUUAUAACCUCCAGGUGCUGCAAGUAUAAGCAGGAGCGUGACUAUUUGGUUCUAAGGUAGCGGGUUUGAGGGUCAGCGUUGAAACGUCCUAAAAGUCCUUCACUGUAGCACGUUCUCUCCAGCUCUCUCUAGCGCAGCACGAGAUGUGACAGAGCUACUGAAGACACCUGACUGCACGCUGUGUGGAGCACUGCAUCCUAUACACACACACACACACACACACACACACUGCAUCCUAUACACACACACUGCAUCCUAUACAUACACACACAAGUAAACACACUGUGCAAAUCUGGAGUAACAUUGGUGUGAUACUAUAUUAGAAACUUUGAACUCUGUAUAUAUUUCUGUAAGACAGAAUGUACUGUAAUCCACAACUGGAUUAUCAGAAGCACAAUACUUCAUACUUUGCGUGUGUUUGGGCUGUAACAUGUUAAACAGGAGUGUGUAUAUCUCCUCGCAUGUAUAACGCAUC
Polyodon spathula (Mississippi paddlefish) is the source of this 3737-nucleotide messenger RNA. RefSeq names its product calcium/calmodulin-dependent protein kinase type 1D-like. The transcript has 13 exons. The record is from RefSeq and is a predicted model, not a curated record. Gene Ontology annotation, molecular function: calmodulin binding; ATP binding; calcium/calmodulin-dependent protein kinase activity. Gene Ontology annotation, biological process: peptidyl-serine phosphorylation. Gene Ontology annotation, cellular component: intracellular anatomical structure. Bases 992 to 2344 code for a protein of 450 amino acids. NCBI's taxonomy places the organism in Eukaryota, Metazoa, Chordata, Actinopteri, Acipenseriformes, Polyodontidae.